AUGAAUAUGUUGGAUGAUGAAGAUGACCAAAGCUUUCACGCUACGCGUGACGGCUACUCCCAUUUGAGUGAUGUCGAAUGGGAUGCGGUUGAACGAAUGGGUUCGACCAUGGGCAUCCAUGCUGUUAGCGUCAUGCUAGAGGCUCUCAAUAGAGAUGCCCAACAUGCUACUAUCGCCAAGUUCAUUCAAAAUGAACUUGACGCAGAACGCGAGAAAGUAGCCUUGCUUCACCAACAAGGUUCUCAACAAGCAGAGUUGUUGAGAGAACAAGGUGCUCAACAGUUUGAACUGUUGAGACAGCAGCAGGCUGCUGCUGGCGGGUCGAUGCACUCGCGUCGGCCCGAGACUUUGAAGAUUGACAUCUCAAAGUAUAGAGGGGUCGAAGAAGACUCCCUCUUGAGAUGGUUCGUCGAAUUGGAUGACGCCAUAAGGGCGCGUCGCAUCGACGACGGGGAUAUGCAAGUUGCAUUUGCCCAGUCAAAUCUGGCAGGACGUGCCAAGACUUGGGCACUGGGGCUCAAGCUGCACGACCCAUAUGCGUUUGGGUCGUUGGAAGUCUUCAAGUCGCGGCUCAGACAAACGUUUGAACCGCCUAGAGCUGAUUUCAGAGCUCGAACCGAACUCUUGAAGCUCAAACAGGGUAAGCGUGAUGUGCACGCUUACGCUCAACAUAUACGACAUCUCACGAGUUGUAUAAGUUCCAAUCCGGUGGAUGAACACACGUUGGUUUCGGUGUUCAUGCAGGGUCUUGCGGAUGGUCCCGUCAAGACUCACCUGUUCCGGCUUGAACUAGAUUCACUAGAACAAGCCAUUUCCAUUGCGGAGCAGGAAGACUUCAGUCUGAGACAGGCUCGCGCCAGCUCGGCAUCAUAUCGUCAACCGAGACGAUAUGACAACGGAGGUCCAGAGCCGAUGGAACUCUGUUAUGUAGAGAGCGAGAAGGUUCGCUCUACAGGCUACAAGAAGUUGCAGAGAUGCAACAGAUGUCAAAAGACAGGACACUACGCUUACGAGUGUAGUGCCCCUCGUCCAGUGUCUCGCGACACUGGGCGUAGUGACCGUCCGCCCAUGAGAAAGGGGCAGGGACGAGGGUCCGCAGUUGGUGCAAAGACGCAACAACGGGAUGGACCGUCAAAAAACGGACAGGAUCAGUAG
Molecule: messenger RNA, 1155 nt
Organism: Peronospora matthiolae
Lineage: Eukaryota; Oomycota; Peronosporomycetes; Peronosporales; Peronosporaceae
Source: the annotation of a GenBank genome assembly